AUUGUAGCCACUUUGCCAAUCUACUUUGCUGGAAGAAGACCCAAAUUAUCACUCUCUGCUGAUAGAAAAUUGGUUCAGAUGGUCAGGAGCCACCAAGACACAGUCCUGCUGUUAACUGAAAGCUGCUGGAACACUGUCUACGGUCAAGCGAAUUUUACAUCACCAUGGACUGACAGGCCGCCGUCCAAGAAAGAAGCCUCUGCUCCAAAAUCAACACCUUCAAGUUCGACUAAAUUUUGCAGCUCACCACAUGGACAAAGAAAGUCUUCUGGAGGAAAGUUUUAUGGUCAGAUGAGACAGAUUGAGUUGUUUGGCCACAAGGAUGAGAGAUACAGAGGAACAUCAUACCAAAUAUUAAGCCUGGUGGUGGUGGUAGCAUCAUUGGUGCAUUGCACAAAGUGGAUGGAAUAAUGAAGGACUAUCUUGCAAUUCUUCAGCACAACCUCAAGCCAUCAAAAACAUGGACACAAUUGGGUGUUCCAAAGGGAAAAUGACCACAAACACACAUCAAAGCUGGUUGUGGAAUUGAUAAAGCAGGUGAACAUUAAACAAAUCCUGACCUCAACACUAUCAAAAAUAUGUGGCCUGUGCUUAAGUUUUGUGCAUGACAGGAAGUGCACAUUUAAUUGAACACGACCAGUUCUGCCAAGAAGAGUGGUCAUAUAUCCAACCAGAAUUCUGCCAGAAGCUUGUUGAUUGCUACCAAGAGCGUCUGGUCAGGGUGAAACUUGUGACCGCGCCCUAUUUAAGGAGAGAGAGCGAGAGCAGAGGGAGCUCUCUCUCCACAACCAGAUGGCUGAUGUGUGUGCGUAACGCUGAAAAGCUGAAUAAAGGAGAGUUUGUGAAAUCAGUUCUGUCCUGCCGUCCUUCUGUGCUCCACCCACCUACAUGGACUGCUACAGUGGUGCUGAAACCCGGGACCCGAGCACAGAAGACAACAGCCCCAGAGACCUCGGGGUGGCCGGUGGAACAGCGCGCGGCGCGCCUCCUCCCCCUGCUAACCGGAGAGGCGCAGCUGGCCGCGCUACAGCUCCCCGCCGACCACCGGCUGGCCUACGUGGACCUUCGCCGGGCCGUCCUCCAGCGGGUGGGACACACCCCGGAGCAACAACAUCAGCGUUUCCACGCUCUGCGCUUGGAGGAAGUCGGCCGGCCAUUUGCGUUUGGCCAGCAACUCCGGGAUGCCUGCUGGCAGUGGUUGAGGGACGACAGUUGCGACGCCGAGGGACUCAUUGACCAGGUGGUACUGCAACAGUUCGUCACGCAUUUACCAGCGGGAACCGCAGAGUGGGUCCAGUACCACCGCCCGGCGUCGCUGGAUCAGGCAAUCGAGCUGGUGGAGGAUCAUCUGGCGGCUGUCCCAGCGGCAGGACAGCAGAUGGCAUCUUCUCUUCUCUCCUCUUCUCUCUCUCUCUCUCUCUCCCCCUCCUCCUGUGUCCCGUCCUCUCCCCGUUCCCCCACCGCGGAGGCGGGGGCCGGCACCACCCCAGCCGGCCCACUGCACCCGUGGUGCCCUCCCGUUUCUCCCUUCUGUGUCUGUCUCUCCUCCACCUCAGGUGAGUGUGCCCCAGAUCACCGGUGCAGAGGGAAAGCCUGGGCAGGUUUGCUGGCGCUGCGGGGAGCCGGGCCACCUUCAACAGCAGUGCACGGCGAUAGAGGUGGGCGCAGUGGUUCGGAUCCCCGAUGCGCCAGAGGCCGUCCUCGAUCGGGCCGGAGCGUAUCGCAUACCGACGGAUGCGUCGGACAGAGGGCUGGGGGCCGUUUUGUCCCAGCAGGUGGAGGGGGAGGAUCGCCCCGUCUUGUACAUUAGUCGCAAGCUGUCGGUGCGUGAGGGGCGCUACAGUACCAUCGAGAAGGAGUGCCUGGCGAUCAAGUGGGCGGUCCUCGCCCUCUGGUACUACCUGCUGGGACGCCCUUUCACCCUCUGUUCGGACCACGCACCCCUCCAGUGGCUCCACCGCAUGAAA
This is a messenger RNA of Neoarius graeffei (lesser salmon catfish), 1967 nucleotides long. RefSeq lists its product as uncharacterized. The transcript is spliced from 3 exons. The record is from RefSeq and is a predicted model, not a curated record. The coding region runs from base 605 to 1810 and encodes 401 amino acids. Lineage: Eukaryota; Metazoa; Chordata; Actinopteri; Siluriformes; Ariidae.